Yamadazyma tenuis ATCC 10573 is the source of this 2503-nucleotide messenger RNA. The record is from RefSeq and is a predicted model, not a curated record. NCBI's taxonomy places the organism in Eukaryota, Fungi, Ascomycota, Pichiomycetes, Serinales, Debaryomycetaceae.
AACGCGUCAAUGAGCCAACAAGCAGCAUUUCUGAGUAUAGACCAUGUGUCUCUCGAAUCCCAUCCGUUCAUGAAGCGGUAUGUCUUCAUAGAGAUUAUAAAAUACCACCAUGCCAUAGAUAUGAUCCUUUCCCUUCACUACUCCAGCCAUACGAGCCUUAUAACAGCUCAUGCGCUCUUCGAGCGAGUAGCACCAUUGAUUCAGAAAAGAACUAAAAUAUCAGCACUACAGUCGGUCUUGAUGGUGGACCCGAACUGCUACAAGCUCGUGAGUCCCACCAAUGUUACCGACUACUCUCCCUGUUAUGUGGCCUUAUUUGAUCCCAUCAACCAGUUCAAUCAGCUGCUCGAAUCACGAAAAUUGCGUUUUAUCAGCCUGAUAAACAAUUGGAUCACAACCCACCAGGAAAUUGGGUACUUGAAAAUCCCUUCAAUUACCCAGAUAAUUGAAAAACACAGUGCAAACACCAGCAAAUCAUCAUCUCCUUCAAAAGUUCUCAAACCUAGGCUUACCCUCAAGAAUGACUCGUCCAAGUUCCAAUUCAAACUGCGAGAUGAGAAGACCCAAUCGUCUAAAAGCAAUGGUUUGUCUCUUCUUGAACGUAUAAAGUUAAAGGAACAACAAUCGAAGCAGCAGAAGCAACAAGAGACCCCAGAAGCACAAAGAGAGGAUUAUUUGCAAGGUAAGUUGGAGUCGAUUUACAACAUCAUCUACCAAAUCAACGGUGAGCAGAACAAACCUACCAGUUUUACCUUGACAGGACUCACACAAAUAGUAAAGGAUAGUCUUCAUUAUCCCACACACGAAGAAGAUAUUCAGGAGUGUUUGGAGUUGUUAGCCAAAAGACUCAACCAUGCCAUCAUUAUCACCACUCGUGGAGGGCUUUCGGUGGUGAAGGUGAUGAAGCUUGAUAGAGAAGGCGACUUAGAGUCGUUGAAGUCAAACAAAACUGUGCAUGCAUUCUAUACGGCAUGUAAAUAGACUAUAUAUUAACGAACUUGGCAUACUAAGCACUAAUGUCCAGCUUUUCCUCUUCUUCGUCUCUAAUCGCAAUAUCGGCAGGUGCUGAGUUCAUGUACAAAAACUUCAACAAAAUCUCAAUACCAUAUGUAGCACCCAAAUCAAGGAGAAUGGAUCCAGUCAACUUGGUCUUGAACUCUACAUCCAUCUUGACGAAUUGCAUAGCUUCGUUCAAUUCAGGCAUGAAUUCGGUGGAUCCAGACAAUGCCAAACCAGCAACCCCCAAUAAACCAUAGUACAUACCCUUGUUCAGGGAGAUGUUUUCCUUGAAUGGUUCACCUUGGUAGUUGACAGCAAAUGUAGACACUUGUUGGGCCAAUUGUAAUAAAAACAUACCAGUGUUCAACAAUGAAGGAGAGAACUCCUUUUCUAAAUCCACCUGAGGUUCUCUUGGUUCCAAGAUGUAAAUUUCACGGGUAAUGUAAACCAAGGUGAUAAUGUGAAUAGCAAAUUGUCCCAAGAUAGACCCCAUGAUAUACUUGUUGAAAAUCCCAUCUUGUGGUCUUUCCUUUGAAAGCUUUUCCAAUGGCUUACCUCUGGAGAUGGACAAGAAACAAACAGACAAUAAGAUACCGGAAAUCGUGGCUUGUGCAUCACCAAACUUGAUACCGGCCAAAUACAACACAGACAACGAGUAAGCAGAAAUCAAACAGUUCAAAGCCAAAAUUUUGUACAUUUGAAUGGUGGCCACCAAUGCACAACGACCUUGACGAAUGAUGUGGAUCACAGCAGAAACAUUGGCCAAUUUGGACGUAAAUGGAGCUGCCACAGAUGCAUCUCCCAAUUUCAAGGUAGGAGCUUCGUCUUCUUCUUCAGCAUCGUUCAAAGCAGUCAAGAAUGCAUCACCAAUUCCGCCAGCACCAGCCUGAGCAGCCUUAGAUUUAUCAACAGUGAUAGUUUUUCCUGUUUUCAUUGCAUAUUCAACAGUCUUUUCCAUUUGAGAAGUGAUUUCAACACCUUUCUUCUUCAUAGCUUCCAAAUACUUAGGGUUAGAAGGUCCAGGUGGAUACAAAUGAGCAAUAAUCAAAGGAGCAGGUGGAGGUGGUUUGCCCCAGUUUUGGAACAAAGCAAUCUGCUUUUCAUACACCUUGACAGUAGCACCGAUUUUUCUGUUUUCAGCAAUCUUUUUCAAUCCAUCUUCAGUACCGUUCAAUAAAGCCACACCAAUGUGAGCCUGUUUCAAAGCACCAACAUCGUUGGUACCAUCUCCACACAUCAAGGUCUUGUAUCCAGCAUCUUUUAACGUGUUCAACAAGUAUUCCUUUUGAGCAGGUGAAACUCUAGCAAACACCCAGGUGUGCUUGAGCAAAUCCAAAAUCUGUUCGUGAGAAACCAAGUAGUUUAAAGCAUAUCCAGUAAGACAAAUAUCAUACUUCUUGAACAAGCUAGUGUCAAUCUUGUCGGCAGCCUUCACUGGGAUCACAACAGUCUCAUCAACGUUUCUCCAUACCAAGUUGUGACCUCCAACUUCAUGAUGCUCUUC